Molecule: messenger RNA, 2403 nt
Organism: Boeremia exigua
Lineage: Eukaryota; Fungi; Ascomycota; Dothideomycetes; Pleosporales; Didymellaceae
Product: exonuclease-like protein
Exons: 3
Coding region: 147-2264 (705 amino acids)
Biological process (GO): DNA recombination; mismatch repair; DNA double-strand break processing
Cellular component (GO): nucleus
Molecular function (GO): DNA binding; metal ion binding; 5'-flap endonuclease activity
Source: RefSeq, a predicted model, not a curated record
CCGCAAGGCUGCCCUCACUUAGGUCGAUCUCUUACUAACCAGGGCCCUCUUCAGACGUCACAGAAGAACCCGAGCUGCCCAUGCUGUGAUAGCAGAAAAGUCAAAGCCCUUGUUAGGCUUGACGCGUGAGGGGCAAAUCAGCAAAGAUGGGUAUCUCUGGACUCCUGCCAUUGCUCAAGUCCAUCCACAAGCCAUGCAACCUCAAGAAGUUCGCGGGCCAGACCAUUGGCGUAGACGCCUAUGGCUGGCUGCAUCGGGGAACGGCUGCGUGUGCCAUUGAUCUGGCCCUGGAUAAGCCGACUACCAAGCACAUAGACUUUUGCAUGCACCGGGUCCGUAUGCUGAUACACUUUGGCGUUACACCGUACCUCGUUUUCGACGGAGACAACUUGCCCAGCAAAGCCGGAACCGAAAAAGACAGACGAGAGAGGAGAAAGGAGGGCAAGCGUCUUGGACUAGAGCUACUCAAGGUUGGCAAGACAUCACAAGCGCAGCUCGAGUUGCAGAAGGCUGUUGACGUCACACCGGAGAUGGCCCGGGCGUUCAUCGAAGAGCUGAAGGCCAUCAAUGUUCAGUACAUCGUCGCGCCCUACGAGGCAGACUCGCAGAUGGUCUACCUGGAGCGCAAGGGUAUUGUAGAUGGGAUUUUGUCCGAAGACUCAGAUCUCUUGGUGUUCGGCGCGAAAUGUCUGAUAACCAAGCUGGACAAGUACGGAGAUUGCGUCGAGAUCAACCGCAAUCACUUCACAGCUUGCAGGGAGAUUAGCUUGGUGGGCUGGUCGGAUGCAGACUUCAGGCGGAUGGCGAUUCUCAGCGGGUGCGACUACCUGCCUGGCAUUGGAGGCCUAGGCUUGAAGACGGCUUAUCGCAUGCUUCGAAAACACAAGACUGUGGAACGGCUGGUCAAGGCUGCGCAGUUUGAUGGCAAGCUGAAGGUACCCGCCGGGUUCAUGGCGGACUUUGAUCAGGCUGAGAAGACAUUCCUGUACCAGUGGGUGUUCUGUCCGGUCGAGAACCGCCUCGUUAACUUGACACCUCUCGUCGAUGGUGUUGAUGUUGCCGAUAUGCCAUACUUAGGCGAAGAGGUAUUGGCGCACCUUGCAGCUGGUGUAGCAAGGGGCGACUUGUAUCCGCGUACCAAGCUACCUAUGGCUGUUGCGGCGAAGUCGACUCCCCGGAGCAAGGUGUUUGGAGCAUCCCGAAGGACGUCGACAAACAUACAGACUCCAGAUCUGAAGGGCACCAAGUCGAUCGACUCUUUUUUCAAGGCGAAGCGCACGCCAUUGGCCGAGCUCGAUCCGAAUAUCUUCACGCCAUCGCCGAGUCAGCAAGUCCUGAUGGAACAGCAAAGAAACAAUACCGGCUGGGUCGCAGUGCCAGUACCUCGAUCGCAGUCUUCACGAUUGUCCCUUCCCAGCACCGCUCCCCAGCCUGCGAGACGCAUCACCUCGGACCCUACAGGACGCAGGCGAUCUGCGCCACCAUCUAAAAGGCAACGCUUGUGUUCUGACUCGUUGCCGGGCACUCCUUCGGCCAGCGGAGAGGGUGUUGUUCGGAGUCAGUUCUUUGCCUCGACCAUGCCUGAGCCAAGCCCCUCGAUUCGCCCAACUAAGAAGGGGAGACGCAGGACGGAGGGUGGAUUUGAACUGUACUCUGACGACUCCCUUGGCGAGGCUAUGGCUGAAGCGGCGGACCUAGAAGAAUCUGCCUCCCAGGCGAAGAAGAAGCUGAGAAUUUUCGGCGACACACAGAGCGACACGCAGUCAACUGCCACCACCAGAACGUCAGCAACUGAGUCGCAAGAUUCCGGAAUUCUCACUCCCGCGUCGUCGUUUGGGACUCCAGAACCGGAGAGCAUCUCCAGCGCCACGAUCUCGCAGGAGCUCCGGGCCAAGUUCACCUACAAGGGCCCUGAGUCGAGUUUCACAAGCACAGCGGCAAGUAGGUCGGUCAGGCGAAAGACACACACGCGUCCAACUCUGCCGCUGGAGUUCUCUACAAGCACACGAAAUGCCGAAGUCGACUGUGUCGUGCCCGGCACACCGCCCCCUGUCGACCAGCCUGACCUCGAAGACUCGGCAUGGGCUGCUCUCGAUUCUGAGAUAGUAGUACCCGCGUCAUCGCCACCAUUUACACCUGCGAAAAGACGGCGCUCGUCUUUGAAAGGCAGCGAAGAUCUUAUUAUACAUGAAAGCGACGGUGACGACGUCUGCUCGCCCCGCAAGCCCUUGUUCAACCUCAACCGCUUUGCAUUCUCAGGUUGAUCUUGCGUUUUGGUACUGCGUUGAGCGAGUUCUGCGUUAUGUUGAUGGUCACGCCUUCACGAUUGGGAAGAUUUCAUUCUAUUGACAUGUCUCCGUAUUGGUAUAGCACAGCAUAGUAUAGCGGCGCAUAUUCUAGCUC